AGGCGGAGGCGCGUUGCUACGGCAGCGAGGACCGCGGAGCCGCCGCCAUGUUGUCUCCCUGCCAACCGCACCCACUGGCUCUGGAGGAGCCGCAGGAGCCUCCGAACCCGCAGGAUCCGAAAGAGGAGAGUCCGGACCAGAGCCUGGCCAAGAUUCCGUACCGUAUCUUCGAGGGACACACUGACGCUGUCACCAGCUGUCAGUUCUGUUUUGACAACACAAAAUUUUUGACUUGUUCAUUUGAUAAAACAGCCAGACUGUGGGAUGUGGCGAGUGGCACUACAGUUCAAGUUUAUGAAGGUGAUAUCUCACAGCCACUCUCGGAGUGUUGCCUCAGUCCUGAUGGCAAAAGGCUUUUCACUUCCUCCUGGGACAGAACCCUGAAAGCCUGGGAUGUAGAAACAGGAAAAGUUAUUUGGUCGGUGCAGAUGGGGAGCUUAGUGACGUGUUGUGAUGUGUCUCAGGAUGGGAAGCUUGUGGUGUCUGGCAGUGAUUUAGACAACAGCGUCCUCAUCAGCCAUGCCCAGACGGGGGCAAAGAUCGUGUAUCUGCGAGAGCAUCACCAGGGUUCUGUCAUGAGUUGCUGCUUCGAUCCGGAAAUACAUCACGUAGCAACCUCAUCAUGUGACAAGACUGUCCUCAUCUGGGACCUGGUGGCUCAGAAAACAACAAUCACCUUAAAGAAGCACAGCAGCGUGGUGUCUGACUGCUGCUUCAGCCACAAACUGAACAGCCUAUGCACCGCGUCCUGGGACAAGACCUUGCAGCUGUGGGACAUCAAAACAGGCGAGUACCGGACCCGAGGGCCAAUCAGCUUCAUCGACGGGCAUGAUGGUUGCAUCAGUUCCUGUGUGUUCUCACACGACGGUUCUCUGAUCGUCGCUGGGGCCUAUGAUAAAACCAUUUCCAUCUGGGACUCAGCUCGAGCCUACAGGAAGCUCUUCCUCAAGGGCCACAAGGACUGGGUGAUGGAUGUCGAUCUCUCCUCUGACAGCAAGUGGAUUCUCUCCGGUUGUAAGGAUGCCACUUUGCGGAUGUGGAAUAUUGAACGCAUCAAUAGUGUUGCCAUCGUAAACAUCGAGGAUAAAGAGAAGGGCAUGCGAGUUAUCCAGUGCAAGCAGUGCAGAAGAAACUUCUCCAUCUUCCAGCUGGACCUGGGAGCGCCCGUGCUCUGUGUCUUCUGCCGUCUGGGGAUGCUCUCCUCCCCACCCGAACCCUGAACCUCCACCCCUCCCACAGGUGCCUCCUGGGGCUCAUUCGGGUGAAGGUGCUGCAGAAACGCAAAUUGUUGUUGUGUAUUUUACUGGCAUUUACCCCUCCCCCCUCCCUCCUCAUGUGGUGCGUUGCCUGGAUUUUUGUACAACUUGUGAAUAAAAUGAGACCUUGGUUACUAACAUGAA
Molecule: messenger RNA, 1400 nt
Organism: Callorhinchus milii (elephant shark)
Lineage: Eukaryota; Metazoa; Chordata; Chondrichthyes; Chimaeriformes; Callorhinchidae
Product: WD repeat-containing protein 88
Exons: 11
Coding region: 48-1220 (390 amino acids)
Molecular function (GO): protein binding
Source: RefSeq, a predicted model, not a curated record